AUGCAUUGUAUGAAGUAUUUCGGCGUCAUCGCCAUCCUUGCAUCCAUGGGCUUGGCUGUGCCCAACCCUCCAAAGCCCCCGAAACCCACAGAGCCGGCAAAGCCAACUGCGACCGUUGUUAACCAAAGCAACAUAUGCGGCAACAACAAUACCCCAUACUGCUGCUCCACGGACAAAGAGGGGAAGACCACCUGUACUGCCAUGGGGGCCGGCAGCUCUCAGUGUGGCACAACCAUCGUGUGCUGCAAUGCCGCCAAUAGCGUCCAAGUAUGCUUGGGAAACGUCAAUAUCAAUCUCUAA
Messenger RNA from Exophiala oligosperma, 300 nucleotides. RefSeq lists its product as uncharacterized. The transcript is spliced from 3 exons. The coding region runs from base 1 to 300 and encodes 99 amino acids. The record is from RefSeq and is a predicted model, not a curated record. NCBI's taxonomy places the organism in Eukaryota, Fungi, Ascomycota, Eurotiomycetes, Chaetothyriales, Herpotrichiellaceae.